UUAAUGUGUCCUUGAAAAUAAAUUAUCCAACCAAAAAAAGGCCCCCAAAAAAAAAAAAAAAAAAAGGGAGUAUUAACUAAUGAACGGGUCAGACUUCGGGUUGUAGCUGGACCCGCCAUCCGUAUACCCGCACCGGACGAGCAAUAAUACAAGUAGGAGUGGUCCGGUUUGAAAAUUUUCUUUCCAUUCCCGCCCUGGCUAUUGGUGUUGUGGGGAUUACGUUUGCGCGCCGUCUCUCUUGUUUUUCUCUCCCGGUGGUGGUGGGUGGCAGACACAGAAAUGUUGAUGAUGACUGUCGUCGAGUGAGCCAUCCCUUCCUCACGCUUUGGCGUAGGAAUGGAAAAUUCAAAGGUUCUGACGAUCAGAGAGCUUGUCCAUGGCGGUUGUCCCCUCACUGCCACAUCCUCUCCCCAUUCACUCCCUUCCAAACACACUACUCCAUUUCCCUCCGCCUCCACUAACCCUAACCCUAACCCCGACGCUCCAAAGGUUUUGAUUCCUCUCGACCAGCCGGCGUCCAUCGUCGGAACCCUGACCCUCCCGGACUCGACCACUCUUAGGUGCUCAUGCAAUAGUUGCUUCCAUUUCUCCGAUGGUUCCGCCACCGUUUGCUGCGACAUUCUUCAUCUCGAUCUUCGGAUUCUGGGAAAGAAAAUCCGUGUUCUCGCUUGGAAUUUCCUUCCAUUCAAACGCGGUGGCGGCUUCUUGGAGAUUAUCCGGUGGAGUUUCCCGGAUUCCGAUUGUGGGCCCAGUCUUGGUUCGAACGUAGGGUCUUUUCCUCUAACUUCGGGCUCUUCCUCUGUCUGCGAGGACAGUUCCAAGUCUCGCUAUCGACUCCAUGGAGUGUUGGAGUCAAUCAGUCCCAUUUCUGUGGUCCCGUGUACGUCAGGUUUUAGCAAAUCCAAAAGUACGGUUGGUUCUAACUCAACCCCUUCAACAAAUCUCCAAGGAUUUUUGGUCCAAAUUCUGGUCUGUGAGUGUAAAUUCUGUAGGUUGAUGGAUAAUACAACUCAAGAACAUCGUAAUCAUUCUUUUACCAAAUCCAUGUUUCUAUAUUUUUGCGGUUCUGCUUCGUCUUGGCAUCCUGUAUUUACUAAACUUAUAGGAAACGUUGUGUGUGUAUCGGGCUUGAAAAAGAAGCUGGUUUAUAUAGGAAAAGAAGAGUCUCGCUUAAUGUAUACGACUACAGAGAAAACAACUUUGCAUCUACUUGGAUUGCUGCACAAAAAACAUGUUCAAAAUGAGAAAACUUCUAUCAAGGGUAAAGGUGAAUGUGGAGCAUAUAUUGGCAUAGUCAGAGGUAUCUAUAUGCAAGGGAUGGUUGUCGAGCUGGAUAACGAAGUGUGGCUUUUGUUGACCGAUCAACUUCUUACUCGGCCACAUAGUGUCAGAGUGGGUGCUCUUAUAUCUGUCAGAAAUGUCCAUUUUGUGAAUCCAAAAUUUUCUUGGACGAAGAUGCUCAUACUUGGUGCUUGCUUCAAGACAAGCAUUACUGUGGAACGCUUCUCUCCACUGGAAACUGGGUGUCAUUUACUUCCAGAGUCACAGAGUAUGUUGGGGAACUUCGUUGGGUCCUUAGCCUUUUCUGCCAGAUUAUGGGUAUUACUUCUUGUUUCAUGCUUCCGAAAGAAGUUUGCUGGUUUCUUAUCUGAGAAGGAGAUAUUGGGAUCAAAACAUGUAACUCGCUUGCUCAGGAUUAAGGAAGGACUGGUUCAGAUGUAUGCUAGUUCACAUUUACCUUCAUCAACAAUUCGAUCUCGGCAUGGAGUAUUCAUGACACUAUGCAAGCAUGACACAUGUGGUUCUGAGUGUGAACGAUAUAGUGGUAAUCUAAAACUGGUGGUGCCUCUAUUUAGUUUCAUACGUCAUUUUCAGGACACAUGGAUCAGAAAUCUACAUUUGGGAAAUGACAAUAAAAUAUUGUCUAAUAAAAUAUUGCAAGACAACAACCAACAUAGCCUUCUAUCCUGUGAAGGGAGAUCCUAUGGUCAGUCAAUUAGAAAGGUUUUUCCAAGUGAAGAUAUAGGCAUAGUUUUAAUUGGAAGUUUGAAGAUUUCUCCAUCUUCUGGAAGAUUGCAGUUGGUUGAUGCAACUGCCAGCAUUGAUGUUCUUAUACCAGACCUUUCAUCAACUUGGAAUUCCAACAACAUUUAUGAGGUAAUUGACUAUAGUCUUGUGAUUGAAGGCAUGCCAGGACAGCUGGAUCAUAUGGGACUGAUUGAAAAUGAGUUAUUCUCAUGCAGAAGUGUCUUUCAUUUCACCCAGUUAGCAAGAGAGGUAGACUUGACAGUUUACAUUUACUUUUGCCUGGGGAGUGCAACUUGCAGAAAUAUUCCGUUUUAUCCUCGUAAGAAAGAAGAAUGUCAGAGACCUGAAAGUGGAAUAUUUCAUAUGCUCUACAUAACCCACAAGUUUCCAGUGCUACAAAAGGCUCAUACUGGUAUAUCAGACUCAUCAAGUGCGUUUGUUGAGGCAUUAAUCUUGUCUUUGAAUUUAUUCCUUCCUGGAGAAGAUGAAAUUAAGCACCUAACAAAGGAUUCAGGAGAUUGGCUGAGGGAGUGCAUGGAGUAUUGUGAUGAUGGCAAUCGUCAGGGUCAUUCUUCUCUUAAGAGACACAAAGUCAAUCAUGAAUCAAGUUGGGCAUUUUCAGGCUUGUUGGAGAAUCCCUGCAAACCUGUUAGGGAAGUGAGUGCUUGUUCUAAUUCUUGCGUGAAACCCAAUGAGAAACAGAAAAAUUGCAACUUGACUUCUCAUGAAGUUUCUUGCUUGGCUGCCAUUAGAGGUGUUAACAAUCAUAGUGGAGUUUAUUUAGUUAACUUGAAUUGCACAAGAGCAAUGUCAAGUAGUCAGGGUUUUUGCAGACCAAUUGCCUCGAAGGUAAUGCUGGAGUUUAGGCCUGAAAGUUAUUAUAAGUAUCAGUUGUUGCAGAUUGGUUGUUAUUACAUCACAAAUCAUGAUAAAGAAGAUUCCUUCUGUAAUCUUAUGGAUUCUGGUGAUGUAAGUGGUGUUAAAAUUCUCGUUACUUCCAGAAUACAUUUGUGGAGCCUUUCAUUUGUUUCUGAUGAAGUUCUUAAGAAUUGCAUUUCAACAAAUUGUCUUCCAUCAGUUGGUCCUUCUUGUAUUGGUGAUGAACUUCUUUGUAAUACUGAAGUAUUUCACAAGAUGUUCAAUGAUAAUUCUCUGGAAACCCAUUCGGAUGUUUCUCUUUUCCUCCCUAUAAACAUAAUAAAUAUUAUUAAGCCAAGCAUAAAAGAAAUGGAUGAGAAUAUUAUUCCAGCCGUGACACCUGAAGGUAUUGCUGAAGUCUCUCCAAGUAGUGGGACUGUGGUACCUUUCCCUUUGUUCUUGCCCAAGUCUAAAUGCCUGCUACCUGAAGGAAAUUUAAAAUCUUUGCGUGGGAAUGUACUUGCUGUUCAUGGAGUUGAUCAUAAUUCUGUUGAUGCCACUUUAAGCUGUCAAAACCUUGCUUAUUCUCUCCAGUCCAGGUUCUUUCAUGGAUUUGCAAGCAGUUCCUGUAUUCAUAUUUUGGUGGACAAUCAAAUUGUGAGCAUAUCUGGUGCUUUGAGUAAACAUGCAUUUCCUGUUGGGUUUGGACCCGGUGUGGAUGCAACAUUCCAUCGAGUUCUUGAAUUGGGGGGACAGAAUGUAUGGAUUUUGACACCUGUAUCAUUUAUUGUAAUAAAUUCCAUAGAGGUAGUAAAUGCGUGCGGCCACGAGUGUUCAGAUCAGGUUUCAAGCAUGCAUGAUGCUUCGCUGGAUACUGUUUCCUCAAGUCUGAUUUUCCAAUUGCUUCAGCGCUUUGAUUGCAAUCCAACGCUAUCUCAUUGUCGGGUUGUUGCUGUCAGUUUUAUGGUUCUGGAGAAAAAGAAUAGAAAAGAUGUUAAUCUUCAACCAAAAUUUUGUUCCCGUCAAGAUCUUUUCGACAUCCAGCUUGCUUGUUUUGUGUUGGAUGAUGGAUCGUCCUUGUGUUGUUGCUGGGCUGAUGCUGAAAGAGCAGCAACCUUACUAAGGUUGCAUGAAAAACUCCCACAGAAGGCUUUUGAAAAUGAUGAGACUGAGAAAGAAAAUAGUGCAUCCAGCACCAAUAUGUCUUGUAUUGAAAGAAUUUUGAAGAAUUAUGAUAGGAUCACAGUAAAAAACUAUGGAUCACUUUUCGAUUCUUUAUACCAAGACCUUGAUGUUUCUGUAAGUCCAGAAAAUGCUCUUAGCAGCUCAGAUGAGGGAUUCGUCAAAUCGUUAGUCUUCAAUGCAUGCUUUGGCACCCAAUGGAGAAUAGUUGCGUCAUUGAUGGAUUUGGAUGCUGUUAGGCAGUUGACAGAAGAAAACCUUUUAGAAACGCAACCGAACUUGUACUCCAUGCCACAUAUUUGGGCCAAAGAAGUGCAUAAUACACACCCCUAUACCGAAGUCAGAAAUAUGAUUCAAGAAUUGCUAGACAGUUAAUUUUGUAAAAUGUAAAAACAUACUUGCAUCCUUAUUAUCUGUAUUUAUACUUAUUAACGUACUGUAGAAAUCAAUAUAUCAAUUUACAAUUUGGUAUCGUAAUUAUUAGA
Molecule: messenger RNA, 4553 nt
Organism: Ziziphus jujuba (common jujube)
Lineage: Eukaryota; Viridiplantae; Streptophyta; Magnoliopsida; Rosales; Rhamnaceae
Product: CST complex subunit CTC1
Exons: 16
Coding region: 337-4443 (1368 amino acids)
Biological process (GO): telomere maintenance via telomere lengthening; positive regulation of DNA replication
Cellular component (GO): CST complex
Molecular function (GO): telomeric repeat DNA binding; single-stranded DNA binding
Source: RefSeq, a predicted model, not a curated record